AUGGCCGAUCGAAAAGCCCCACACUUCGCACGCGAAGCAGAUGAAGAAUCACCUCUGUUGCCAUCGCCGGAGGAGCAGACGGCCAAUCGCUCUGAGAGCUGCGAUGUCAAGAAAUCUCACGGGAAGAGCACACAGCUUCUCGCAUUGAUCAGUCUGAUGCUCGGGGCAGGUGUUGCGCAACUUGGAGUAUCUCUGGUGCUCACCAUGCACCCCACGAUCGCGUCCGAAUUCAACUGCCUGUCUGAGUCGGACUGGCUGAUCACAACUUAUGCGCUCGCCAUGGCAGCACUGCAACCUCUGAUCGGUAAAUUGAGCGAUGUCUUUACAAGGAAGUCGGUGCUUUUAUGCUCUUACCUCUUCAUCGCGCUAGGUUGUCUACAAUGCGCUACGGCCAAUACCUUCAGUCAAGUGCUCAUAGGACGAACUAUUUCGGGUAUGGGAGGUGCUGGCGUGUCAACCCUGGUCGCGGUCAUCACUACCGAUCUAGUCCCCAUUCGCGAGGUCGGCCCCUGGCGAGGCUAUCUCAACCUGGUCGGUACUGGAUCCCGCAGUUUGGGCGGUCCGGUUGGUGGCUAUAUCACAGACAUGGUCGGGUGGCGAUGGGCAUUCAUGGCCCAGGUACCUAUCCUCAUCUUCGCAUCCGGCACAGCAGUACUUUACCUUCCAACCACCAGCAGGAAACCUAACACAGAUAAGUGUGACGAAGCUUCAGAAUUGACUCUGGGACAAAGGCUCCAGAGCAUCGACUUCCUGGGAGCCAGCCUGAUCAUGCUUGCGGUCAUUGGUCUGAUGCUUCCGUUGGCAGCCGGAUCGAAGCUUCCAGGAGGUCUUUGGGUUUCUUGUGGUGUCCCUAGUGUGUCCAUUAUACUACUGGCGGUCUUUGUGCUCGUAGAGCAUCGGUAUGCCACAGAUCCGAUCGUUCAUCCUACAGUCAUGCGGAACAAAGAUGCGAUGAUGAGUUUCGGCGCGCUCGCGUUCCAAGCUGCUGCACAUAUCGGAAUGAUGUACAGUGUGCCUAUACACUUCCAGGUCACCCAAGGGAUAGUGCAACUGCUGCAGGUCUGCAACUCAUUCCAGCUGUUGUAG
Cyphellophora attinorum is the source of this 1086-nucleotide messenger RNA. RefSeq names its product Vacuolar basic amino acid transporter 1. Gene Ontology annotation, biological process: basic amino acid transport; transmembrane transport. The record is from RefSeq and is a predicted model, not a curated record. The coding region runs from base 1 to 1086 and encodes 361 amino acids. The transcript has a single exon. Gene Ontology annotation, molecular function: basic amino acid transmembrane transporter activity. NCBI's taxonomy places the organism in Eukaryota, Fungi, Ascomycota, Eurotiomycetes, Chaetothyriales, Cyphellophoraceae. Gene Ontology annotation, cellular component: fungal-type vacuole membrane.